Molecule: messenger RNA, 5433 nt
Organism: Sorex araneus (European shrew)
Lineage: Eukaryota; Metazoa; Chordata; Mammalia; Eulipotyphla; Soricidae
Gene: NLGN2
Product: neuroligin 2
Exons: 8
Coding region: 950-3454 (834 amino acids)
Biological process (GO): modulation of chemical synaptic transmission; postsynaptic membrane assembly; neuron cell-cell adhesion
Cellular component (GO): synapse; postsynaptic specialization membrane; cell surface
Molecular function (GO): neurexin family protein binding; signaling receptor activity
Source: RefSeq, a predicted model, not a curated record
CGGAUCAUCACUCUCGGGCUGGGAUGGACGCGAGGCGGGCGGGCCCUGGCGCGCGGUUCCUGGAGUCCGGGCCUCCCGGCUGCUGAGCAACCCCCGAAGCCGCCUCCUACAGCCACUUUCUUUCUAGAGCCCUUCCGACCCCAGCCCCGGGGCUCCAGACCCGGCUCCCGCCCUCCUCUGAGUCCCCGGACCUUCCCCUCCCGCCGCCCUCGGGAUCGACUAGAUCCCUCCCCCCUCCCCGAGGAUUCCGGCUGGAUCCCUGCCCCUGCACCGCGGGUCCUGCGUUCCCAGGUUCCAGGCCCCUGGAGAUUGCCGUGAACUCCUCCUCCCGCACCCGAUCCCAUAGGAUCCUCCGCCUGUAACGCCUUCUGAUCCCUCGGAGCCGGCCCACGGAGCCAGUGGAUCUCAAUUCCGUUCUGUCCCGUCUCCCCCUCCUCUCUCCACCGUCCCCACUGCGGGGAUCCCUGUUCUGGGGCUCCUCCUGACCCCAUCCGCUACCUCUCCUUCGCCCGGGGAUCGACUGGAUCCCGGCCCCGCCCCCCGGGGCUGGGGCGAUCCCCCCUCCCCCGCCGGGUGAGGCGCUGCGGGCGGGGGCUGCGCCUGCGGGACCGCGGGGGCUCAGAGGCCGCCGCCCCCCUCCCUAAGCCAACCCGCCCCCUACUCGGAGCCCUGGAUGGAGGCACCACGGCCCCGGGGCUGAGCCAGGUCGGGUUGACCUUCACCUCCUCCCACUCCCUUCCCUUUCCCUACCCCUUGUCCCCUCCAUGGAGAGGAACAGACCACUGCUCCGUCCAGUCUAACCCAGGUCCCUCCCCGCCCUCCCUCCUCCCUCCUUUCCCCGCCCCCUCCUCCCACCUGGGGCGAGGGGGGCCUCCCUCCCUCUCCCCCCCCUUCUCUCUCUCUCCGAGGGGGGGGGUCCCGGGGAGGGAGGGGGGGUCCCCGGAUCAGCAUGUGGCUCCUGGUGCUGUGUCUGAUGGGGCUGGUGGGGGCUCAACGGGGAGGAGGGGGUCCCGGCAGUGUCGGUGCCCCCCCAGGCGGCCCGAACCUGGGUCUCGGGGAGGAGCGCUUCCCAGUGGUGAACACGGCCUAUGGGCGCGUGCGCGGCGUGCGGCGCGAGCUCAACAACGAGAUCCUGGGCCCAGUUGUGCAGUUCUUGGGCGUGCCCUACGCCACGCCACCCUUGGGCGCCCGCCGCUUCCAGCCGCCUGAGGCCCCUGCCUCGUGGCCCGGCGUGCGCAACGCCACCACCCUGCCGCCCGCCUGCCCGCAGAACCUGCACGGGGCGCUGCCCGCCAUCAUGCUGCCCGUGUGGUUCACCGACAACUUGGAGGCGGCCGCCACCUACGUGCAGAACCAAAGCGAGGACUGCCUGUACCUCAAUCUCUACGUGCCCACCGAGGACGGUCCGCUCACAAAAAAACGUGACGAGGCGACGCUCAAUCCGCCAGACACAGAUAUCCGGGACUCUGGGAAGAAGCCCGUGAUGCUAUUUCUGCACGGCGGCUCCUACAUGGAGGGCACUGGAAACAUGUUCGAUGGCUCCGUCCUGGCUGCCUAUGGCAACGUCAUUGUAGCCACGCUCAACUACCGACUUGGGGUGCUCGGUUUUCUCAGCACUGGGGACCAGGCUGCAAAAGGCAACUAUGGGCUUCUGGAUCAGAUUCAGGCCCUGCGCUGGCUCAGUGAAAACAUUGCCCACUUUGGGGGCGAUCCGGAGCGCAUCACCAUCUUUGGGUCUGGGGCAGGGGCCUCCUGUGUCAACCUUCUGAUCCUCUCCCACCAUUCAGAAGGGCUGUUCCAGAAGGCCAUCGCCCAGAGUGGCACUGCUAUCUCCAGCUGGUCUGUCAACUACCAGCCACUCAAAUACACGCGGCUCCUGGCAGCCAAGGUGGGCUGUGACCGAGAGGACAGUGCUGAAGCUGUGGAGUGUCUACGCAGGAAGCCUUCCCGGGAGCUGGUGGACCAGGACGUGCAACCUGCCCGCUACCACAUUGCCUUCGGGCCCGUGGUGGACGGUGACGUCGUCCCCGAUGACCCUGAGAUCCUCAUGCAGCAGGGAGAAUUCCUCAACUAUGACAUGCUCAUCGGGGUCAACCAAGGCGAGGGCCUCAAGUUCGUGGAGGAUUCUGCAGAGAGUGAGGACGGCGUGUCUGCCAGCGCCUUUGACUUCACAGUCUCCAACUUUGUGGACAACCUGUAUGGCUACCCCGAGGGCAAAGAUGUGCUGCGUGAGACCAUCAAGUUUAUGUACACAGACUGGGCUGACCGUGACAACGGUGAGAUGCGGCGCAAGACCCUGCUGGCACUCUUUACUGACCACCAGUGGGUGGCACCAGCUGUGGCCACCGCCAAGCUGCAUGCCGACUACCAGUCCCCUGUCUAUUUUUACACCUUCUACCACCACUGCCAGGCUGAGGGCAGGCCCGAGUGGGCAGAUGCAGCACACGGGGAUGAACUGCCCUAUGUCUUUGGCGUGCCCAUGGUCGGUGCCACUGACCUCUUCCCCUGCAACUUCUCCAAGAAUGAUGUCAUGCUCAGCGCUGUGGUCAUGACCUACUGGACCAACUUCGCCAAGACUGGCGAUCCCAACCAGCCGGUGCCCCAGGAUACCAAGUUCAUCCACACCAAGCCCAACCGCUUUGAGGAGGUGGUGUGGAGCAAGUUCAACAGCAAGGAGAAGCAGUACCUGCACAUUGGUUUGAAGCCACGCGUGCGGGACAACUACCGUGCCAACAAGGUGGCCUUCUGGCUGGAGCUCGUGCCCCACCUGCACAACCUGCACUCGGAGCUCUUCACCACCACCACGCGCCUGCCCCCCUACACCACCCGCUGGCCACCUCGCCCGCCCCCAGGCGCCCCGGGCACCCGCCGGCCCCCGCUGCCUGCCACCCUGCCUCCCGAGCCUGAGCCCGAGCCGGGCCCCCGGGCUUAUGACCGCUUCCCCGGGGACUCCCGAGACUACUCCACGGAGCUCAGCGUCACCGUGGCCGUGGGCGCCUCCCUCCUCUUCCUCAACAUCCUCGCCUUUGCCGCCCUCUACUACAAGAGGGACCGGAGGCAGGAGCUGCGAUGCAGGCGACUCAGCCCUCCAGGGGGCUCAGGCUCUGGCGUGCCUGGAGCUGGCCCCCUGCUCCCCGCUGCAGGCCGAGAGCUGCCACCAGAGGAGGAGCUGGUAUCUCUGCAGCUGAAGCGGGGUGGUGGCGUGGGGGCGGACCCUGCCGAGGCCCUGCGCCCUGCCUGUCCGCCCGACUACACCCUGGCCCUGCGCCGGGCACCAGACGAUGUGCCUCUCUUGGCCCCGGGGGCCCUGACCCUGCUGCCCAGUGGCCUGGGGCCACCACCACCCCCUCCGCCCCCUUCCCUUCAUCCCUUUGGGCCCUUUCCCCCUCCUCCCCCCACCGCUACCAGCCACAACAACACCCUACCCCACCCCCAUUCCACCACUCGGGUAUAGGGGGCAGCUUGGGGAGGCCCUCCUCCCCGGCCCUCUAGCCCCCCCGGCAGGAAGUACCCCUUGGAAGGCAGGGAGGACUAUUUGGCAAGAGGCUUUUCUCAUGGAGUUGUCACAUGUCAAGGAGCAUUAGGUGGACACGGGGUUCCUCACCGGGACGUGUAUUUUCCCAUGCAGAGAGGCCCUUUCUCUUCUCUGGACCUGGGCCUUUGAACAACAGGGGGCUGCUCCCCCCGCUCUGGGACACCAGUCUUGGGUAUACGGAAACUCGGAAGUAUUGCCCCCUCGGAGGUGCGCUUUCUCACCAGGGGGUAUGUUUUCCCAUGUGCAGGGUGAGGUUUUUUUUUGCCCCCCUGGACACAUGUUGGCCCCCUCAAGAAAUUUCUGUGGGGAUUUGUACCCCACAAUCCUAUUCCCUUCUCUCUUUUCUCACCUCUCUCUUCCUCCUCCCCAUCCCUGGAGACCCCAGAAGUGGUGUGUGUGUGUACACACAGUGACCCUGGGCCGCCAGACAGCAUAGGGUUGUGCCUGGGAAGUGGCAAGGAAAUCCGCCCUUUCCCUGCCCCACAGCCCCGCCACCCCCACCCCAGCAAAGCAUGUUUGCCCCCCUCCCCUCCCCCCAUGGCACAAGUCCAAGGAAACAAGUUUUCCAGAGAGACAGAUUUCCUGCAGCAGGGAGGGAGAAGAUCUGAGCAUCCCUGUCGUGCCUGGGAAUCGUCUUCCCGUGGGUCCAGGGCGCACUUCUCUGAGUGGAAACAUGGUUUUGCAUGUGGAUGUGUGUUUUCCCAUGCAGAUGACCCCUUUCUCUCCAGCACUUCCCUGUGUCCCCUACCCCCCGCCCCCCCACCUCGCGCCCAGCACUUAAUUUCUUCCUCACACAGGAUGAGGGAGCACACUUGAAGCUGAGGGGGGAUAUACAAACCCUGCGGGGAGGGCAUGUGGCACCUGCCCUCCACAGAGGCCAUGCAUGUUUGACCAAAGCCCUCACUGGGGUCUGAGGACAGCCUUCCCCUCAGUCCUCGGACCACCGCUCAUAUGUGCCAAACUGGGUAGGUUUGAGGGUGGAAGAAUCCCCAAAUGUGCCAAGGAUUCCCCCAAUUCCAGGCCAGGGCAUAUCAAUGAGGGGGCAGGCGGGGCGGGAGUUGGCAGCUAAUGGGAUCCCACCUGCGUCUCAUGUCGCACUUCUCUCUUCCUCUGUUCUCCAUCAUGCCCUCUUCCUCUGAAGCUUUUGUGUCCUGGUGUCAGACCAGCUCCUCUCAUCCCCAUCUUGGGCCAUCCCCUUCUUGGACCAGCCCUCAGUCACUAGGGCUGAAGGGAAGGAGGGUGAAGGAAGGCAGGGCAGGGGCGAAGGCUUUUGCAGGACAGGUGGACCCAAGGAGGCCACUGUGCUGAGGAACAGAUGUAGUGGGGUAUGGACUCGGGAAAGACCCGCAGGGAGCAAGGAGACGAUGCCCAGCUGGGACCAAGCAGGAAGUGCUGGGGCCUCCGGGGAACUAUAUGCCAUCAGAGAGGUGUGUGAGGGGCACCAAUAGGGAAGGAGAGAGCCCUGCUGGCAUUGGGUGGGUUUGUGCCAAACUUGAAUUGGGAGUGAGGUGCUUCCACUGACACCUACAUCCAGAAUUCCCAGCCUUGGCUCCCCAGAACGUUGCCUCCUGGUUUUCCCUUCUACCCCAUCCAUGGAAACAUAGUUUGUCUCUGACCCUCCCCCUGCCUGGCCUAGCUCCUCUCCAAACAGCCAUGCCCUUUAAAUGCUAGGGAUCUGGGCCCUGAACCCUGUUAGACAGAUGCCCCCUAAAAAAAUGGGGCAUGGAGGGGAUUAGGGGACCCCAUGAUUCAGCCACGGACUCCAAUGCCCAGUCCUUCUCACCAGAACAAUUCCCUGACCAUCCUGUGUCCCCACCCCAACCCUUCACAGCUCUGUACACAUUUUUAAACCUGGCAAAAGAUGAAGAGAAUAUUGUAAAUAUAAAAGUUUAACUGUU